Drosophila bipectinata is the source of this 2593-nucleotide messenger RNA. It is a transcript of the gene tth, whose product is annotated as toothrin. The record is from RefSeq and is a predicted model, not a curated record. Lineage: Eukaryota; Metazoa; Arthropoda; Insecta; Diptera; Drosophilidae.
CUAUCGGCAAUAGCACAUCCCUAAAACUGACGGCGAAGGAACCACGAAACGUAGAGCAAGAAAAACGUUAAUAAUUUCCGAUCGAUUACCAAUAAGAAAUUGCGGGCGUAGAUCACGUUCCAGCUUGCCACUCCGGCCACGCCCACCGCCCGACGGGGUCACAUAGUUAGCAAAACACCCGAGGCCGGAGAGCUGUGUGAAAAAAUCCGCGGAGAAAAGUGACGAAAAAAAAAAUACAGGGGGAGCAGCGAAUAAAAAAAGAGAGAUAAGAAAAGCGAAACGAAACGAUAGGCGAACGAAUAGCACACACUUGUAGAAAAUACGUGUGGAUCAUAGGAGUGCGUCGGGAUCGCGGGUGGAGAAAAUCUGGGAUGGAUUAGCGGAGCCAGUGGCCGAAACGGAAACAUUUUGCACGGGAACCGAUUGUGUUAGCAAGGAUUGCAGGAUCAGGGUUCCCUAGCCGGCCGCAGGAUUCAAGUCGGCCACCAUGUCCUCCGCCUCGGUGAACAUCCAAAUUGUCUCCAUGCCGAACCUGGCCAAGAUCGAGAGCUUCCUAAAGGAUGUUAGCUAUCGGGAGACGAUCGAGUACAGUGCCAACUUCAAUACACGCCUGUGCAUCGAGCGACGCCUGCGGUUGCCGUUCCUCGAUCCCCAAACGGGAGUGGCCCAGAACCACUCGCAGCUGUUCCUCGACAAGCGCCAGCGAAUGCCCGGCUUCCGUCAGGGCCAGAUAUACACGUAUCCGGCGGCACGAUGGCGCAAAAGUCGUCGCCAAUACUUGAACAAGAUGUACAGUCGCUUUCCGGAGCGUCCAUUCCAGGCGCUGCGCAAGGAGCACGAGGCUUUGGUGGCCGGCGGCGGCUUGAAUCUGGGCAACCUUAGCCAUCUCACGGGCGGAGGCGGCGGCAUCGGCCUGAGCGGCUCCAUACCCGGCCUGAACAGCGGCCUGGGGAGCUCCUCCUCGCUGACACUCAACAUGCUGACUGGCGGCGGAGCUGCAGCGCCCACCGUUCUCGGUUCCCUGCACAGCGAUACUGCUCACGAUUUUAACGGCGCCUUCAGCCUGGAGGAAUCCAGCUCGCUGGGCGCUGCCGGUGGCGACACCUCCGACAGCAAGGACAGCCAGCAGCAACAGCACCUGGCCGCAGCUGCGGCCGCCAAGGAGGAGCAACUGCCCAAGGAGUGGUUCUACGACGACAUGGACAUGAACGAUGUGGACUCGCUGGAGGAGCCCAAGUCGCCGGCGGACGAUGAGUAUGACUACGAUCCGCGGUAUGGCAACAAGAAGAGACGCAAGCGACGGCCGGGCAAGCGUGGCGGCGACUCCGGUGGCGGUGGCGGUGGAGGAGGCGGUGGCGGAGGUGGUGGUAGUGGCGGUGCCGGCUCAAGCUCGCGGCGACGCAGUGCAGCCACACGGACACGGAUCACGACCACAGAUGCCGCGCUGGACGCCUCGCUGGAGGCCAUCGAAUCGGGUGAGAGUGUUCCCGGCAGCAAUGGCACUUCCGGCGGCAUCUUAAGCGGCAGUCUGGGAUCGGCAGGCGUUGGUGGAGCCGGCUCGAUAGGUGGCCCCGGCGGCGCCGGCCUGGGAGGACUUGGAGGCGGUGCAUCUGGUGCGGCGGCCAACAAUCGCAGAUCCCGCGGUGCUGGCACUCGCGGCCGGCGACGAGCCAAAGGCGGUGCUGCCGGCGGCGAUCCGCCCAGUCCCGGUAUGGUCAUCGAGCCGCCAUCCUUCGAGAGUGCCGCUGCGGCGGUGGGCGUGGUCGAGGACGCGAACGCCCACCUGCGCAACUACCGGAAGUAUCUGUAACGCUUCUGUAACUUUCAAAGGGAGAUCGACACCAACCUUUAGGAACGAACCAACACAUCUCCUCCUCAUCCUCCUCCUUCUCCCCCAGUUCUGUUUAUUUUUUUUUUUAGCAUUGUUUUUCGAACUAUUCGCUCACUUAAUUUAAAAACUAAAAAAAAAAAAAAACAACAAAAAAAAACACAUAGUUCUAAGGUUUUUAGUUGAUUAGACCCCCCGCUAAAAAAAAAAUCAUAAAAGAAAAAAAAAAAGAUGAAAAAGUGGACCAGGACCAGGAACAGAAACAGGACUAGGAGACAGGAUCACGAUCAUGAGUUCACAAGCAGGCCGUAGCCAAUACAAUUCCAAUGUUUCGCCUCUCUUAACUUUACGUUCCCAUAGCCAAUUGAUUGUUGUUUUUUAAACUCUAUCCUAGUUGGUUCGGGCGGACUUUUUCAAAAUGAAUUUUAUUUUAAACUCGAACGGCAGUGUCUAGUUCCUAAAACUAAUCUUAUUUUUUUUGUCCUUUCUAACUUAAGUUUGUCCUAACUUCUUAAGUUUUUGAAAAACUUUUCGAUUCGUUUUGUUAAAGUUCGCCUGCUGAUACCAAUUAUAUAAUUCAUUAUAUAUAUAUAUAAAAUAAUAUAUAUAAAUAAUUAGCAACACUACUUAAAGUUAGUCCAACCCACGGGCAAGCUCGCUAUCUAAAUGCAAUCUCUUUUCGGUUUCUGUUAUUGUUUCCUCUUCUUUAAUUUUUUUUUCUCUAAAUUAAUCUAAUUUUUUUUAUUGCCCUUCUUUUUUUUCCGC